AAAAAAGCACCAGAUGGCUCAGUCAUCGCCAACGGCUACUGCGACUUUUGCCUAGGAGGCUCAAAGAAGACUGGCUGCCCUGAAGACCUUAUCUCCUGUGCGGACUGUGGACGCUCAGGCCACCCGUCCUGUCUGCAGUUCACAGUGAAUAUGACGGCUGCGGUGAGGACUUAUCGUUGGCAGUGCAUCGAGUGCAAAUCCUGCAGCCUGUGUGGCACCUCGGAGAAUGACGACCAGCUGUUGUUCUGUGACGAUUGUGACAGAGGCUACCACAUGUACUGUCUGAGCCCCCCGAUGUCUGAACCCCCAGAGGGGAGCUGGAGCUGUCAUCUGUGUCUGAGGCAACUUAAGGAGAAGGCCUCAGCCUACAUCACCCUCACUUAAUCUGCGGGACUUGUCCUUUUUGGCCCCUUCAUCCUCUCCCACAUCACCUCCCUGCACACCUAUCCCCGUGCUUCAGCGUCCCCACCUCUUCCCUUGUUAGGAAACCCUCGUCUUCACUUUCGCUACAACCUGUCCCUGUGACCUUUGGCACCUCCAAGCACACACACAGCGCUGCAUCCACUUUCGAAAGUGUCUCGAGCAGUGAACCAAAUCCCGUGUUCUUUUGUCGCUCUAAUCCCCCGUUGUGCUUGACCUGAUCCCAAGCUCCAACCCCUCAGCUCCCCCAUCCUCAUCCCGGCUCUGUCUCAGCAGAGUAAUUCAUCAGCUGGCAAUACGUUUGCUAGCAAGACACACACUUCAGCCCGCUAAGGGCACUUCUGAGGCAGACUACUCCAUAGGAACCCUCAUAAGGGCCCUUGGAUGAGCCCUAAUGAUCUUCAGCUGCAACUCAGUCAUGUAGUGAGUGAGAAUUAUUAAGACGGCUAGGUUUUAGUCAAAGAACAAGGCAGUGAAUCGGCCAGAUAACCACGGAGCCGCGUGUUUCAAGCGUUCGCCAACUGUGAAAUGUACACACAAACCAAAAUUUUCAUUCACACCAUUGGUUCCUCAGUGUUUGUGGCGGAACUGAGACAAUGAACUCUGCUCUGGCAUUUGUCCACGGGCUGCCUGCUUUGUGCAGUUUCAAAGGAUGUGAUUUGUACAGAAUUAAAAAACGAUUUUUCGAGCGGCACACUCUAAAUGAAGCUCCCCUCCGUGAAAAAGGAAGGAACAUCCUGACAGAAGCUCAUCUUUGACCUCACCCUGCCCUCUCUCUCUCUCUGUGCAUGGGGUUACCACAAAUUAAUGGUGCAUUUGGGGGAUCAAUGUGCAACGGCGUGGUCCUCUGAUGGAGGACAGAAGGAUUUUUUUCUGAUCAGUUCUCCCAAAUUAAACAGUUUAUUUGAAAACCAGAAUUUAAACUCAGCAUUUCCCACAAAUCCUUCACCUGAUCCGUAUUCACCCUGUCCUCCAAUCCAACGACUGUGAAGCCAAUGCAAGACUGAAAAACUCCUGGUGCUUGGUGUGCAUUAUGUAUGUGUUCGGAAUGUGGGAUCGAUGUGUGGACAAUACAGAUCUUUGUCUGGCUCAAGCCGAGGCCUACAAACAUAUUUUGUAUGAUUCUGUUUUUUUAUUCUGUUUAUUUGCAUGUUGUUAGUUAGAUUGUUUCUAAGAAAAUCUAAUCGAAAUAUAAAAGAAAGCACACUUAAUUCGCAAUAAUGUGUUUGUGAUAUGAACCCUUUGGCCAACCUUUACGUGUUUUAAGCUCUGUGUGUGCCCAUGUCUGUUUGUGUGGAUUUAUUUGGGCAGUACAGUAACUGUAGCGAGCUCCAUAACUGAAGGGCUCUGUGAAAGAGUUCGAGCAGCAAAAAGGGAAUGUGAAUGUAAGGAAAGUCAGAAAUCACCCAUCCAGGCAGCCAGGCAGAGUUGAGGGAACUUCUAUAUCUAAGCCUUGAAGUUCUAUAGAAAUAAAGAGGUGUUUAUGGAAUUCUUUUUCAGAAUGUAGCUUUCAGCAGAGCAAUGAAUACAGGAAAUCAGUAUUUGUUUGCACUAAUUCUACAGUGAGACAAAGAUAAAUUGGUGGUCAUAUGAAUUGGUUUUAGAUUAAUGUUGAUCUUUGGUACACGCUAUAUACAAGUUCAUGCUAUGUUAUGUUAUGUAGCGUGAUGUUUCUUCAUCCUAAAAACUGCCAUGUCAGGAAACUUUUUAUUUCAAGUUUGUCUUGCGGCCGCAUUACUGAGCUGUCAUUUUGAGAUUUAUUCUCUGAUAUUCAAGGAUUGUUAUAUCAUGACCUUGAUGGCAAAGCCAAAUCCAUUAGUCAGCACCUUAUGGCUUAGUGGGUCUACAUGCAGAAGUGUUUUGGUAUCAUUGUCCCUGGAAGAAUUCAUCCUCUUUUCAACAGUCUGUUGCUUGGUUCCAGAAUUUGCUGCUUUCUUCUAUCCUUACAACCUGUUUGUCAUGAAACUCUGACCGCUGGUCAGGAGUCACUUUUGGAAAGUUUCCCCUAGUCAAUAAUGGAACGUGUCACUUACCACCAUAGAUGAAUAACGAGCAAUAGCUGUAAAACAGCUCCCUGUGCAUUAGAAAGUGAUGUUAAAAUGGUAAAUUAUGUGCUGGAAGCAGAUGUAAAAGAGCUCUUGAAACACUCUGGCCCACUUUGAAUUGGUAAAGAGAAUUUGUUGGUGAGUUCAAUGCUCCAUAUGUUGCUGGCAGUGGCACAAGCACAAAGGACGAUUAGUCCACCCCCAUGUUUAAUAUUAGGAGAGGUAGAGAGAUUUGUAAAAUCCACCAACCCCCACAACCACUCACCCCUUUUUAUGUAAAACAUAUCUCGUUUUUAUCAAGCCCAAAAGUUCUGACUGAACUUUAGUAGUCUGAAAAAUUGUCUUAUUCUUGACCCAUAUGUUUUGAGUUUAGUAAUGUUAAGCUUAACACCAUCUUAUGUUUAGACUGAUUGAGAGCUGCUUCGGGCUAUAAUCGCAAAGCUUUCAAGUUGAGUCUUUUUUUCCCCUUAAAGUGGCAGUAUAAAAAUUGCCCAGCAAGCUACUUGAGGUAUGAGAUCCUCCACUCUAAAACAUUAAAAAGCAUGUUGUUUAAAAGAGAAAUCAUAAAUGAUCUUGCUUUCAGAUUUACAGAAUGUCGCAUCCUUGACAUUUCUUUUGGAAUUUAGCUUAACAAUUCCAGUAAAAUCACUCAUGACAAACGUUCUCAGUGUUAUCCGUGCUUUAUUUAUCACUCAGCUAUAUAGUGACAUAACUUUGAAAAAUUUGUUCGGGAAAUGCAACGAUCAUCACCAAUUUUAAUGCUUGUCAAAAUCUUCCCUGUUCAAGUGCUCACACAACCAACCAAAACAUCUGCAUUUAGGAGCCAUAAUCCUGGAUACUUAUCACCAUAGCAACAACAUUUUUCACAGGGUGUAUGUUAAAAUGCUCCGGUUGUCACGAAUGUAAUGCAUAAAAGUAUUUCCUUGAUCUUUGUCGUGUGGGGGCUCCAUAGGUUAGAAUUUAGGUGACAAGUUGACCUAGACUCCACUUUAUGGCCAGUAAAAUGUGAGCACACCUGUUUGAUGAAAGCAAGCUUUGAUGACAAAUGAUGUUAAAGAAUUUCUUCUUUCUGCCAGUCUGCACAGCAUGUUCCAGACCAGCAUAAUGGGCUUAGCGUGCCAGCCAGCAUGCAAAUUUGGGAGCUUGCAAAAAAAAACCCUCCAAAAACCCCAAAUUCUUUUUUGCUAUUCUCAACCAGUCUAACUGUGUUUCUCAAGGCCACUUUAAGGAACACGCCAUAUAACUGAAGUGCAAGUGCUGUGUUAAGAGGAUGCAUUCAACACUUCUAAAUUGUUUGUAUAGAAAUGACAUCCAGCCAUUCAUAGAUAUGCAAGCUUUAGGCUUUGAGACAGCUGUAAAUAUGAGAUUGAAUUAAGGACAACAAAUUGCCGUGUCAUGCACAUUCCUCGGUGCAAAUCAAGAAAUCAAAUAGCUCUGAUUUAGUUCAUUAAAUUUUUCGCCAAUGCUGCAUCAAGUCUCUACAUGGAAAUCUGCAGAAUUAGUAGGCUUUGUGAGAAUCUACCUAAACUAUAGGAGGUGCAAAUAUGUGCACUUUCCGUGCUGCGCCUCAUCUCAGAGUAACUCCAGUGUUGCAUGAAUGACUGCCGUAAUGCUUUUGGUUUUAUAUUUGGAAAAAGUCAGAAAUGGGUUCUUAUAAACAAAAUGGAAAAAAAGGAAACAUCUUUCUUUUCAGUUUUUUUCUUUGUUUGGUGUGUAAUUUCCGUUUUUUUUUUUUUUUUUCACAUUGCACAGCGUGGCUUCUUUUGCCCCAAAGUGCGUAAAGCCUCUGUGUGACAUGGUGUGUAUCUGUUUGUGCACAACCUCCAAUGACUACUGGAGGGUCGGUGAAAAAGCGAAACAAACCAAAUUAGUGAAUGUUUACUGUUUCUUCUCAGUGGAGCCAGUUUCCUGGCACAGCACUGUAGAGAGGUGCAAUGUUGACUACAGAUUACAACAAAAGUGUACUUGACUGUACCAAGCUCGCACGCAUUACCGGGAGAACGCAGUUUUAUUUCAUGAUGAGUCUGUUUUUUAUUUUCUCCCAAAAAGCCGGUUAUACAGCAAAAACGGUUUAUUUCUUUUAACCAGUCAGAGCUAAAAUCUAGACUUGAAGUGUGCUUGAGUGGGAGAACUUUAAAAUGAUGCUUUGAUAUUAGAAGCGUAUGUGUUUUGAACAGAGGUGGAUGAAGAUGUCAGUCGUGACUUAAUGUUUGGAGAUUGUGGCACUUGAUGGGAGAAGCAUGGUGGAGUCAAACCCAUAUUUUGAUUGUACUCUCUGAGGAAGCCAUGGUGGGGUAUCCGUGGGGCGUGAUUAUUUCAAGAAACUUGAGCCUUUCUCUUUGUGUAAAUGGACAAACCAAGAUGACGGGAUUAAGUGGGCAUGGAGGUAUAGGGUCAACAGAGACACACCAGGCACCUCCAGGCCUCAAGUCGAUGCUAUUGCCCCCAUCUGCUAUGACCUUAAGCUGUUGGGGAGACACCAUCAAAGGGUUGACGCUCUGUUGUAAAUUGCUGUUCUGUGAUGUUGCUUGCACUUUUUAUUUUCUUUCUCAAAAAUAUGAAGCUAAUUGUAAGUAUAUGCGUGCGUGAGUGCAGGCGCACGUGUUACUUUCAUUUGUUACAAUUCUUUCAAUGUGAUCGUCUGUUGUUAACAACACUGGAUAAAAAUGAGUUUUUAAUUUGUAUUUUUUACCUCGAGUGGAAGAUGGAAUCUUCUUGGACAUUUUUUUACCCCCCUUAUCUUCAGCUCCCUCUUUGUCUUUCUCUUUCUCUCUCUGGUACCAGGGAAUGCUUUGACAUGUGGACUGCAAUCCGCACUGCUGCCAUCACCGCUCUCAGUCAUUUUCUGUGAAUUCAUUCGGCUCUCUCAAUUUUCCGAAAUUUUCUCUCUUCAUGACUCAUUUUUUUUCCAUUAAAAUGAUGAGAUUGAAAAAUGA
Menidia menidia (Atlantic silverside) is the source of this 5401-nucleotide messenger RNA. The record is from the annotation of a GenBank genome assembly. NCBI's taxonomy places the organism in Eukaryota, Metazoa, Chordata, Actinopteri, Atheriniformes, Atherinopsidae.